AUGGGAUUGAGUGCCUGUCACACGAGUCAACUCUGCGGCAAUGUCAGACAGAUCCGUGGGGUCAACACCGCUGUGAGCACGGCGCACACUUCUCAAUAUUCAGGAGUGGUCCUGGGGAAGGAUGGCGGUGUGAUCAAGCUGAUGGUGUGGCCGUUCUGGCUGGGCCUGGGUGGAGCGAUCGGCUCUGGCCAGCAGGCCAUGCCACGGAUCCAUGUGGAUGAUCUGAGUGGGAUCCUUGCCCACACAGUGGAGAACGAGUGGGUCCUGGGGAUCUCGAACGGAGAGGCCCCAGCCCAGACCACCAAUGGGGAGUUCGCCAGGGCACUGGCGUUGAGCCUGACCCGGCCCUCGGUGCUGCCCCCAGUGCCCAGUCUUGUACUGCAGGCUCUGCUGGGCGUCGAGCGGGCGGUCCUGUUGCUGGAGGGCCAGAGGGUUAUACCCAGGAGAACGCUGCAGACCGGGUACAGGUACCUCUACCCCGAGCUCCAAGCAGCUUUGAAGAGCAUCGUGUCCUGA
Messenger RNA from Stegostoma tigrinum, 516 nucleotides. Its product is annotated as epimerase family protein SDR39U1-like. The transcript has 2 exons. NCBI's taxonomy places the organism in Eukaryota, Metazoa, Chordata, Chondrichthyes, Orectolobiformes, Stegostomatidae. The coding region runs from base 1 to 516 and encodes 171 amino acids. The record is from RefSeq and is a predicted model, not a curated record.